GCGCUGCGCUCCGCCCCCCGCGGCGGGGCUCCGGCUCCGGGGCGAGUGCGGGGGGCGGCGCGCAGGGGCCGCGCCUCCAACUUGCCGGGAGCCCGCGGGGCGCGGAUGCGGCGGCAGCAGCCUGCAAGGUGCAGCCUUGCCGGCAUCCCCAGGAGCUGAUGUGAUAGAGCCAGGACCCCCGGUGCUAGUCUCUGUGCAAGCACAGACCAGAGGCAGUAGACGAUUAUGGAGUGAUGGUGACUAACGGGCAGAUGGUUGUGGCCCAGCUGUCCCCUCCGCCGUGUCCCAGCCAGGUCCCAUGGUGUGUCCUCAGCGUUGUCGCCAGCAGUGGGAACUGAGAGCAUAGGCAUCUCCUCAGGUCUUGGCUGUGUGUCUGGUAGCCACCCCACACGUGGUGCUUUUCACACAUGAGUUCAAGAAGACUUCCUAGUUAGAAGAAGUGAUUGCUUUGGAGGACAGCAUGACCACCAUGAAAGGAAGCUGCCUCCUUGCACUGCUGCUGGCAGAACUUGGGGUAUUAGGUAUACUGGAGUCAACAACAACAGAAGAUACCCAUUGCCACAGAGCUGAGCACCCAGUUAUUGCAUACAAAGAAAUCGCCCCUUGGUUACGUGUGUUCAGAGCAGAAGAUGCUGUAGACUUCUCACAGUUAACGUUUGACCCAGGACAAAAAGAGCUUAUUGCUGGAGCAAGAAACUACCUCUUCAGGUUGCAGCUUGAGAAUCUCUCUCUAAUACAGGCAGUGGAGUGGCAAUGUGACGAAGCUACUAAAAGAGCCUGUUACAGUAAAGGUAAAUCAAAGGAGGAAUGCCAGAACUAUGUUCGCGUGCUUCUCGUCGGAGGCAACCACCUCUUCACCUGUGGGACCAAUGCCUUCACGCCUAUCUGCACCAACCGGACGUUAAGUAACUUGACAGAGAUACAUGACCAAAUCAGUGGUAUGGCUCGUUGUCCGUACAGUCCCCAACACAACUCCACUGCUCUUCUCACUUCCAGUGGGGAGUUAUAUGCUGCUACAGCCAUGGAUUUUCCGGGAAGGGAUCCUGCCAUUUAUCGCAGUUUGGGGGCCCUUCCUCCUCUCCGCACUGCACAGUACAACUCCAAGUGGCUGAAUGAGCCAAAUUUUGUGUCGUCUUAUGACAUUGGGAACUUUACCUACUUCUUCUUCCGGGAGAAUGCAGUGGAGCAUGACUGUGGGAAAACAGUCUUCUCUCGUGCUGCUCGGGUGUGUAAAAAUGAUAUUGGUGGCAAGUUUGUGCUGGAGGAUACUUGGACUACUUUCAUGAAAGCUCGUCUGAACUGCUCUCGCCCUGGAGAAAUUCCAUUUUACUAUAACGAGCUACAGAGCACUUUCUUCCUGCCAGAAUUGGACUUGAUUUAUGGGAUUUUUACCACUAAUGUGAACAGCAUAGCAGCCUCAGCAGUUUGUGUCUUCAACCUGAGUGCCAUAACUCAGGCCUUUAAUGGACCCUUCAAAUACCAGGAAAACUCUCGUUCUGCUUGGCUUCCAUAUCCCAAUCCAAACCCUAAUUUUCAGUGUGGCACGAUGGACCAGGGUCUGUAUGCAAAUCUGACUGAGAGAAAUCUUCAGGAUGCUCAAAAAUUCUUUUUAAUGCAUGAGGUGGUCCAACCAGUUACUCCCAUUCCUUACUUCAUGGAAGACAAUAGCCGAUUUUCCCACGUGGCGGUGGAUGUGGUCCAGGGCAAGGACAUGCUUUUCCAUAUCAUCUACCUUGCCACAGACUAUGGCACUAUUAAGAAAGUACUCGCCCCAAUGAACCAGACAUCAAGCAGCUGCCUGCUCGAGGAAAUUGAACUCCUGCCAGCGAGUCAGAGAGAACCCAUCAGGAGUCUCCAGAUCCUGCACAGCCAGAGUGUUCUGUUUGUGGGCCUUCAGGAGCACGUGAUUAAGGUCCCCCUGAAGAGAUGUCUUUUCUACAAAACAUACAGUGCAUGCAUUGGAUCCCAAGAUCCUUACUGUGGCUGGGACAUGGUGAUGAAGAAAUGCACAACGCUGGAAGAAAGUCUGAGCAUGAGUCAGUGGGAGCAAAGCAUUACUGUGUGUCCAAUCAGGAAUCUGACGGUGGAUGGGAGUUUUGGAACAUGGUCACAGUGGAAACCUUGCACCCACACUGAUGGCGCCAGUGUUGGCUCCUGCCUCUGCAGGACUCGUCUGUGUGACAGCCCAGCUCCUCAGUGUGGAGGCUGGCUGUGUGAAGGACCAAGCAUGGAAAUUGCCAACUGUUCCAGAAAUGGAGGCUGGACACCAUGGACUUCUUGGUCACCUUGUAGUACCACUUGUGGAAUAGGCUUUCAAGUUCGUCAGCGUUCCUGCAGCAAUCCAACCCCUCGACACGGAGGACGUGUCUGUGUGGGACAGAAUCGUGAGGAGAGGUACUGCAAUGAGCAUUUGUUGUGCCCUCCUCAUGUGUUUUGGACAGGCUGGGGUCCAUGGGAACGCUGCACUGCUCAGUGUGGAGGAGGGAUUCAGGCUCGGCGUAGGACAUGUGAAAAUGGUCCCGACUGUCCUGGCUGUAGUGUGGAAUAUCAGCCAUGUAACACCAAUGCCUGUCCAGAGUUAAAAAAGACAACUCCUUGGACACCUUGGACUCCAGUCAAUAUUUCAGACAAUGGUGGCCACUAUGAACAACGAUUCCGAUAUACCUGUAAAGCGCACUUGCCUGACCCAAAUUUGUUAGAGGUGGGGAGACAAAGGAUUGAAAUGCGUUACUGUUCCAGUGAUGGCACCAGUGGAUGCUCGACAGAUGGAUUGUCAGGAGAUUUCUUGCGUUCUGGACGAUACUCUGCUCAUACUAUUAAUGGUGCCUGGUCACCGUGGUCUCCGUGGUCUCAGUGCAGUCGUGACUGCAGUAGAGGUAUACGGAAUCGCAAACGAGUCUGCAGCAAUCCUGAGCCCAAGUAUGGAGGACUUCCUUGCCUUGGCCCAUCUCUGGAGUAUCAAGAAUGCAACAUUUUGCCUUGUCCAGUUGAUGGAGGCUGGUCUUGUUGGUCAUCUUGGUCAAAGUGCUCGGCAACUUGUGGAGGAGGGCAUUACAUGAGAACCCGCUCUUGCACAAACCCCGCUCCAGCAUAUGGAGGAGAUAUUUGUCUUGGACUUCAUACUGAAGAAGCACUGUGCAACACACAACCAUGUCCAGACAGCUGGUCAGAUUGGUCUGAGUGGUCCGAGUGUGACUCGUCUGGAGCUCAGUUCCGUGUUCGGCAGUGCAUUAUUUUAUUUCCUGUGGGCAGCCAGUGUUCCGGGAACACCACGGAGACCCGAGCCUGUGCUUUUGGCUCUAACUUUGUACCAGAAAUAACAGUGGCACGAUCCAGCAGCAUAGAAGAAAAACGAUGUGGUGAGUUCAACAUGUUUCACAUGAUUGCAGUGGGAUUAAGUAGCUCUAUACUUGGUUGCCUUCUUACCCUGCUUGUUUACACCUAUUGCCAACGUUAUCAGCAACAGUCCCAUGAUGCAACUGUAAUCCAUCCCGUAUCACCAGCUCCUCUAAAUACCAGCAUCACCAACCAUAUCAACAAACUGGACAAAUAUGAUUCUGUAGAAGCCAUCAAGGCAUUUAACAAAAACAACCUGAUUCUGGAGGAGAGAAACAAAUACUUCAAUCCACAUCUUACUGCAAAGACUUAUUCCAAUACCUAUUUUACAGAUUUCAAUAAUUAUGAUGAAUACUAAUGGGUUUGUGUAUUUUCUGGCCUUCUGUAACUCCCCAGUCCCUAAGGCCUAUGCUACAUGACUGCUCGUGUGAUUGAGGCUUCAGAGAUGAAGUUCAGAGACAUUUCUAGCAUGAUCCAAGCCAUCAGUGUCCCAUUGCUGCAAAAAACCCCAAACACCUGUUUGUGACCUGAUGUUUUCUUUGCAGGUUGGCCUUCAGUGCAGGAUGCAGCUAUAGCCCCUAAGUGUUUCUGAAUCCCUCCUGAGGAAUGCAUCACUUCACUCAGUUUCAUAAGCAUUCAGUCAGAUUUCUCUAACAAGGGGCUAACUAAUUUCAAAGCUUUUAGAAAAAAUCUGUUACCCCUGAAAACUGUGCCAGGAGUACAAAUGUAAUUUUGUUUUGGGCAUUACGUUUUAAUUUCUGUGAGUUAGUAAUGGAGCCCUCUGUGGAGUCUCCCUGAAACUUGUACCAUCAAAAACAGCUCACAGAGUAUUGAGAAAAAUGACAAGGACAAAUUUGGUUGUUCAGUGAUGUUCUGUAGCAGCUCUGCACUCUCCAGAGCUAAUCUUUCUGGACUGAAAAUCAUUCAGGCUAGAGUUCUUUGAGCCAUUCAGCUGUGUGAAGAAUAAAUGUGUGAAAAAUAAGGACGUACCAAGUGAUACGAUCUUGUAACAAAACAGAAAACCUUCAGGGUAGGUGGUUUCCAGUUGUGAGUCAAGUCAAGUGACAUAAAGCCUAUGCAUUGUUUACUUUAAUUUUUGGGAUGGUGUUGGGGAGGGAAGGAGGACAGAGAGGAAAGGCACACUGGAAUAUUUCUGCAUGCCGGUGGUAAGCCAGGGUUACUGUAGCAUACAGAUUUGGAUGAGUUGUGGUGGUCCAGAGGCUUCCUCUCCUUGAUAUGUGCAUAUGGAGCCCGCUUGUCUGGUCUGCUGCAGCACUUACAGUCAUGCCUCUCAGUGAAAGAUGCAACUGCGCCAUAUUUUGUAUACUGUCUCAAGGUCUCUGGGGUAUGUAGACAUAAUCAUAGAACUGCUUUUCUCUUUCCAGCUUUGACUUCAUAUAUACAUUUUUGACAAAGCAAAAUCAGAAAAUGCAUAUGCAUUUGUAAAUCAUUGUCUGAUCUUACUGAUGCGUCUGAUCCAAACUAAUCUGCCUUUGGGGGAACAUUGUUAAGGCGUUUUAAGUGAAUAUCUUGCUGGACCUUAUUGAUGUAAACAUUUAAAAUACUGGUUGAGUUUUAAAUUAUCAGUUUUAAUUCCUUUUCUAGUGGCAGGUGAGGAAACAAAGGAUCUUCACAUUUUUGUACCAUUUUUCUUUGUUCUGUCAGUCUUCAUCCACAUUCAUGACAUUUUUGGAACUGAAAUUCCAGAUGUACAAUUAAAAAGAAAGUGCAGAGAUUUGGGCCCGGUUUUACAGCGUAUUUAUUAUUAAAGUGGCAUUUGCUACUCUUGGAAGCUUGUGUAGAGAAAUUAAAAAUGAAUAUUAAGGAUUAAAGAAUUAGGCUUUUUGUUUUUUCAACGUAUUCAAUACAAAGAUCAUUGCAACAGAAUAUCAGGAAAGUAUGCAAGGAGAAACAGAGUGGAAAUGUUUCCACUUUAUAGUCUGUGAUCAUUAGGUUAUGCUAUGAUAGGCAAAUAAUAGAAAAAUUUCUACAAAUUGUUAAAAUUCUAAAUUAUGUUAAAAAAAAAUGCAAAAAGUACCGAGGAACAUUGAUAAUGUGAGACGGCAUCUGAGCACCGCUUUGGUGAUCCAGCAAUUUACAUAGCAAGGGUAAACACUGUAUCUAACUAUGGCAAUGAGUAACAUUUUUGAGUGGGGAUAGAUCCGAAUGUAGUACUAUGCUUCCAAUCUCUCUUCUGCAGUAAAAAGAGAAAAAUGCAAAGCAGGUGGUCUCUGAAAAGCUGUAGAGUAACGUGAACACACAUUUACCAUCUGUGAAAAUAAUUGAGAGCACCUUCCCAAUUUUUCCAACAGAACAGUUCUCCCUGUUAUUAUUAACUGUGUCAAAAGAAAGAGCUCCUACUCUCACACCAGUUCACCUUAAAAAAGUAUGAUAACACUAGUUCUCUGUAAUUUGUGAUUGUUUUACUGUACAUUAGAUUUGUGUCACAGGAAGAAAUUACCAAUAUCAAUUGCCCUUGGGUAAGAGGGAAUUUUCUCUGCAAGGAAAUUCAGUAGGAUGGAUAGAGAAGGAAAAAGCUCUCCAAAUGGUAACCAGCAUGGUAUCUGAAUCACUGUCUUCAUGCCAAAAGAUAAAAUUCUAAGUUUAAAAAAUAUAAAGCAAAUAAAAACUAUAUUGCUGUCACUGCCAAGAAAAAGCAACAUGUGUAUGUGUGUGUGCACAUACACACACAUACAGAAAGUACUGUUCCUCUCUGCCACUGUACUAAGAGCACAUUAGUCUGGCUUCUGAAUUUUAUACUUAGACUAUUAGUUAUGAGUCCAAUAUUUUUUAAGUAUUUAAACUAUAUUUUUAUUUUAAUCUUUUUUAAUUAAAAUUAUCUGAAAUUAGCUUUUUUUUACUCUUCAGUAGUUCUGAGGUGCACCUAUCUAUACAUUGAUCUAUUUUCCAUUCCUUGCACAGGUAGGUACAUGUGUUAGAUACAUGUUAUAUAUGAUAUGUGAUAAUACCGUAGGUUCAGUCUGCGCAGUCAUAGUUAAAGUACAUUUAGCAGAUGCCCAGUCUGCCCUCACUUCUGUCUCCCAAAGGAGUGUUUCUGGCAUUCCCACUCUUUUGACUAACUAACCCCAAUGUAAUGUCAUUUAAAGACCAUGCCAACUAGUCAGAGAAGUGUGUCUUUUCUUUUUUUGUUUUUUUUUUUCUUUCUUUUUUUUUUUUUUUUGGUCAUUUAGCUUCCUAAAUUAUGCUAUUCUAAAUUGCAGGCAGAGGUAUGUUCAAACUUCUAUCUAAAGCAGCUUUAGGUCUGGUUUUCACAUUCCUUCAGGAUAAAUGUGAAAAUUUUACAUCACUUCAAUGAGAAAUAUUGAUCCCAAGAUCUCCUUGUCAAGCUAGAUUCUGAGACAGCAGGUUUUAAAGCCAUUAGAUUUUUGUGUCUUAGAUAAUUUUAGAGGUGCCUAAGGUGUGCUAAGUAUUAUCAGUAUUUUCAUCUUCUGUGUUCAGCACAGCUGCCCAGGUGGUUUGAUACAGCCUUUCCUAAUACAUGGAGCAGUGCAAAGUGCACUUUCCAUUAGGCUUCAAUUUAUUUUAUUUAGCAUUUUUUUCUAAAAUGGGCUACACACAUUUUGGGGCAAAGUAGUUUUCUGCAUGAGAACUCUUAGGGUUUUUUUGCCAAAAAUGUAACAAAGUGCAAAUCUUCCCAUGCAAAUCUUGUUUAAGCCAGUAGGACUCUUGGAUUUGUACAAGAGUAAAAUUUAGUUCUUACAGCAUUGUUGUUUUUGGGAAGGGAGAAUUAACUCCCUUAACCCUUAAAUGCCAUGUGGUACAAGCAGGCAUGCAUUUUUUGCAUGGGAAAAGUGAUCUGUUCUGGGUAAACAUACAUAUUACCUCUGAUGCCAGUAUUUAAUAUUACUAAACCACUUCUGCACUGAUUGCAUUAAUUUAAAAAAUGUGUUUCUAUUUUGAACAUGAACAUUUUGCCAGAUGGAUCAAAAUUCUCAGGAUACAUCUGUAGCAUUGCUUUCCGUGUAGCACUGCUGCACACAGUGAAGAGAAAGCGGGAUUGCAAAGUCUGAUCCUGUACAGUGUAGGCUUUCAUUGGAUAACCCAAGUUAGAAUUGCACUUAAGUACACUUUUGGGGCUUAAUUUAGUGUCUGAUAUGUAUAGUCUGUUGCUUAGUUGCUUAGAAAAUUGAUUCCUGUGCUUGCAGAUUUAUCUUGUACUUUGAUUUGAAUCUGAUGAUCUUUGUGGUCAUGUAGUUACUUUAACUGGGAGCUUUUUCACCCAGUUGCAGUCACCUGCUGUGGGAGCAGUGUGGCUUGGCUAAAACUGAUCAAGAAAUUUCUGACUAGGAUUUGAGUUUUCAUAAGAGAGUGGGGGAAAGAAUGGGGAUUAAUUGGCUUUGAUUUCCAUGCUAUUAAGCAGUACUGAUUAAAAUCUCGGGUGGGUAUAGGACAGUGUGUAUUUAGUUAGCGUUAUCAGAAUUCAACACUAACCUCUAAGAAAAAACCACGUCAAUAUACAAAUCAAGAGCUACUAAAGCACUUAGUUAUAUUAAAUGAAAGAGUUCUCAGAUCAUGAGACCAUAUGGCUCCUCAAACCAGAAAAGAAAAUAAGAGGUCCCAGGUGCAAUGAAAAUGUUAAUGAGAACAAAUGUUUCAAGACUUUUCCCUCAUAAAUGUAGAAUAUAUAUGUGCACUUCUUUUUCUCUAAAUGUGGGACCAGUUUUAGUAAAAUCAGCAUAAUAUAAUCACAUUCCUAAAGCUAAUUGUGUGCAUAAUGGCUUUGCUGUAUGAGAUCCAAUUCUGUAAACACUUUGGUCUGUGUUCAUCUCACUCUGCUAGAGGCAUCUGGCCAAAUUACGAUUGUAGCUGCCAUCAGCACCCUCUAUGCCCAGUGGAGAUGGGAUCCUCCUCUCUUGUCUAGUCUGGGAGAACAUCCUUCUUAGAUUUUCAGAGUUACCUCCUGGAGAGGGCUUGUGUCUCUCCACUGACAAUAUAAUGGGCCUAGAGAGAUACACUCCUAAUUUUGGCUGUCAUUUAGAUGCCUAAAUUUAGGUUGGCGAAAUCUAGGCUGGCUCUUGAAUACAAGUGUGAUUUUACUCACCACGUAAGUAACCACACUGAGUUCAAAAGUACAGAGGUAAGAAGUUGCUUAUUUUAAUGUGUUUACAGGAUUGAGCACAAAAUCUAUAGCUUCUGCACAAAUCCAUGCAAGUACAAGAUGACUGCAGUAGUAACAAAACUGGUUCAUUUAAAAUUGUUCACAAUCAAAUCUGCAUCUUGGUAUCAGGGAAUAGAUAUGUGUUCAUUGUGUGGGGUAUUUGAAUUCAUUCUUUUCUUUGCUAAAUAAAUGAGUGAUAAAACCA
Dromaius novaehollandiae (emu) is the source of this 8660-nucleotide messenger RNA. RefSeq names its product semaphorin 5A (gene SEMA5A). The record is from RefSeq and is a predicted model, not a curated record. The transcript is spliced from 24 exons. NCBI's taxonomy places the organism in Eukaryota, Metazoa, Chordata, Aves, Casuariiformes, Dromaiidae. Gene Ontology annotation, molecular function: semaphorin receptor binding; chemorepellent activity. Gene Ontology annotation, biological process: semaphorin-plexin signaling pathway; neural crest cell migration; negative regulation of axon extension involved in axon guidance. Bases 461 to 3694 code for a protein of 1077 amino acids.